This is a messenger RNA of Hevea brasiliensis (rubber tree), 1101 nucleotides long. RefSeq lists its product as uncharacterized. The record is from RefSeq and is a predicted model, not a curated record. Lineage: Eukaryota; Viridiplantae; Streptophyta; Magnoliopsida; Malpighiales; Euphorbiaceae. Bases 312 to 839 code for a protein of 175 amino acids. The transcript is spliced from 5 exons.
ACCAUCGUUUCGCAAAUGUGCAGGCACCAUGGGGCUAAUUAAACGGCAUGCAGUGUUGACAAUGCAAUGCCGUUUUAUUGUACUCAAACGACGCGUUUUUGUAGUAUCGAAAGAGCUUCGAGCUUCAGGAGACUUUUACCGCUUUUCAGUCGCUUCUCUCGCUCUCCCACUCCUCUGACUCACAAAUUUUUGCAAGGAAACAAACAGCAGUGCAGGACGCUAGGGUUUCGGAGGCGAGAGUUAAGAAAGAAUUUGAGGGAAGGAAGGGCGGAAGGUCUAUUUCCGGCGAGAAUCCGGCCGCCAAGUCAGCUAUGCUUACGAUUCAAAAGAUGGAUGAGACGAUGAAGCAAUUUCAGGAAAACUUGGUUGAGCUUGAAAUCGAAGCUGAGCACCUCCUUUUAGCCCGGCAUCAGGUGAUUGAAAAUGAUAAAAUGAGAAAUGGGAAUAGGGAAGCGCUUACUGCACUGAGGAAGAGGGCUCGGACAACCAAAACCAGUAUUCCUUCUCCUUUUGAGUCAAUGAUGAAGGAUAUUGGGAGGUCUGCAUCAAGGCCAUUGGUUAGCGAGGUAUGUGCAACCUGUGGCAAUCACAAUUCAGAUGAGGGCACAUGGAUGAUCUUCCAAGGAACUGAUGUCUUUGCUAGUAUACCAUUUCAUGCUGCUCACACUAUUUUGGAAGCAGAUCAAGCACGACUUGACUAUGAGGCUAACAAACUACAAAGCUAUGUAAAGGAGAAGUCUUUUUUUAUUUCAGAAAAGGGUGCCCUUGCUGACAAAAUUAGUCCUGGUGUGCUCAGAUCUCUGGUAACGUUAACAGAUAAACCAAAAGAACAGGAUUGAGCUUCAUUUUAUCAUUCAGCCCACCAUUUGGAGCAUUCACAUUCUACUGCUGUAAGAUAACUGUGUGGCAACUUCUAGAAUUGCUUCCUUCUGAAUGUUUAUCUCAUUGUGCUACCAAUUGCAGUAUUCUUCUAAACAUAUGAACUUCCAAUGAGGAACAAGUUAUGGAUGUGUGCAUUUUGUAUGUCUUUAACUUAUUUUUUGGUUCUACUUUGAGAGGCUAGUCAAAUAAAUACAAGCAUCUUAUGUCAUUAAUUGCAUA